This is a messenger RNA of Centropristis striata (black sea bass), 3373 nucleotides long. Its product is annotated as retinal Mueller cells isomerohydrolase-like. Bases 124 to 1593 code for a protein of 489 amino acids. Gene Ontology annotation, biological process: zeaxanthin biosynthetic process; retinal metabolic process. NCBI's taxonomy places the organism in Eukaryota, Metazoa, Chordata, Actinopteri, Perciformes, Serranidae. Gene Ontology annotation, molecular function: all-trans-retinyl-ester hydrolase, 11-cis retinol forming activity; beta-carotene 15,15'-dioxygenase activity; retinol isomerase activity. The transcript is spliced from 13 exons. The record is from RefSeq and is a predicted model, not a curated record.
AGUUUGGAGCAUCCUGCUGCGAGCUACAAGAAGAUCUUUGAGUCGGUGGAGGAGCUGAACGAACCUUUACCUGCUCAGGUCACAGGUGUUGUACCCUCAUGGCUGGGUGGUAGUCUCCUCCGGAUGGGUCCGGGUCUGUUCGAGGUGGGAGACGAACCUUUCCGCCACAUGUUUGACGGACAGGCUCUCGUGCACAAGUUUGACCUGAAGGACGGUCAGGUGACCUACCACAGAAAGUUCAUCAGGACGGAUGCGUAUGUUCGUGCCAUGACUGAGAACAGAAUCGUCAUCACUGAGUUUGGAACAGCAGCCUACCCAGAUCCCUGCAAAAACAUCUUCUCCAGAUUCUUCACUUACUUCAGAGGCAUCGAGGUGACUGAUAACUGCCUGGUGAACAUCUAUCCGGUCGGUGAAGACUUCUACGCCGUCACAGAGACCAAUUUCAUCACAAAAGUGGAUCCUGAUUCGCUGCAGACUUUAAAGAAGGUGGACCUGUGCAAGUACCUUUCAGUGAACGGGUUGACUGCCCACCCCCACACUGACGCAGAUGGUACGGUCUAUAACAUCGGAAACUGCUUUGGCAAGAACAUGAGUCUGGCUUAUAACAUCGUCAAGAUCCCACCGGCUCAGAAAGACGACUCAGAUCCUCUGGAGAAGUCCCAGGUUGUUGUUCAGCUACCCAGCAGUGAGAGGUUAAAACCCUCCUACGUACACAGUUUCGGUAUGACAGACAACUAUUUUGUGUUUGUGGAGCAGCCGGUGAAGAUCAACCUGCUCAAGUUCAUGGCAGCGUGGAGCUUCAGAGGAGCCACGUACAUGGACGCGUUUGAAUCCAACGAGAGCAUGGGGACGUGGUUCCACCUGGCCACGAAGGACUCAGGAGAUUAUCUGAGCAGCCACAAGUUCAGAACGUCAGCGUUCAACCUGUUUCACCACAUCAACGCGUACGAGGAGCAGGGCUUCAUCGUGGUCGACCUGUGCACGUGGAAGGGUCAUGACUUUGUGUUUAACUACCUGUACAUGGCCAACAUAAAGCAGGAGUGGGACGAAGUGAAGAGAGCGGCGAUGAGAGCUCCUCAGCCCGAGGUCAGACGGUACGUGCUGCCGCUGGAUAUACACGGGGAGGAGCAGGGAAAAAAUCUGGUGUCUCUGCCCUACACGACAGCAUCAGCUGUUCUUCACAGUGACGGCACCAUCUGGCUCGAACCUGAAGUCCUCUUUUCUGGACCCAGACAGGCCUUCGAGUUUCCACAGAUUAACUACUCUCGAUGUCGUGGGAAGAAGUACUCCUUUGCCUACGGACUGGGACUCAACCACUUUAUCCCUGACAGGAUAGUGAAGCUGGACGUGCAGACCAAAGAGACGUGGGUGUGGCAGGAGGAGGAGUCUUACCCUUCAGAGCCGCUGUUUGUCCCGACACCUGGAGCCACUGAGGAGGACGAUGGCGUGCUGCUGAGCAUCGUGGUGAAGCCGGCUGCAGAGAGACCUCACGGCUUCCUGCUGGUGCUGGACGCCGUGAAGCUGACGGAGCUGGCCAGGGCCGAGGUGGACACCAUGAUCCCUCUGACCCUCCACGGCACGUACAAACCAUGACCCUGAAACUCAGCGAGACACGUCCUCAAACAUACCAGCUUCACUUUCCUGCCAGCUAACGAUUCUACUUAAAAUGGACUCAGAGUUCUUAAGUUAAAGUCUGAAUUUAAGCACUAUUGUUUUCACCAGACCUUUGGAUCAUAUUAUUAAACACUGUACAUUUAUUUCGCAUUAAAUUGACCACUUGCAGAAUGUAGUGUGACGUCUGUGCACGUCACUUUACUUGUCUAGUAUUCAAUAAUAUUAGCUUAGCCUACAGUGAUCACAUGACAGCAUUUUAUAUUUUAUUGUUACUAAUAAAGGUGCAUCUCAAUAAAUUAGAAUAUCGUAGAAACGUUUAUUUAUGUCAGCAAUUAAAUAAAUUCAAUUUCUUCUCAUUAUAAUGAUUAUCCCUUACAUUUAAUAAAGACCUAAAAUUCAAUGUCUCCAAUUUUAAAAAGUAUCUUUAAUAUAGAAAUGUUGGCCUCUAAAAAGUGUGUCUGUCUAUAUUACUCAAUACUUGGUUGGGGCUGUUUGACUUGAACUAGUGGAAAUGGACUUCAUAUUCCAAUGCAUUGAGUUGCACCUGUAGUUACUUUACUUUUCACAGAUAACUUUUUCACAUACAGCAUUUACGAUUCGUCCAAUCUGUCUUGAUAAUACUUAGGUUAGCCAGUCAGCUAGCCUAGCACAAAACCACCUUGCUAGUUUCCCAGGAAAAUAAAACAUAAUAAUGCUGUUUUUUCUUGCGGUGGCCUUACUAAAUAAAAAGUUGUGUUGAAAGUGAAUAUUCUGUUACGAUCACGGAGUCGAAACUUACAGCGUUAGCUAGCUAGCAUGCUAGCACAUUAGCCUUACUUAGUUACUUUCUUUACUUUUCACAUUCAACUGUGUACAUAUUGUGCAUAAUAUUUACACUUUGUUUUUAACAGUCUAUUGGAUCAUUUUGAUAAUCUCCUCAUUGUCUUAUUAUAAACCUGACCAUACUUUUCUUUGUUUUAGCAGCCAACUAGGCUAAUUGACAUUUUUGUAAUUUUUCUUUUUUUUUCGUCACUUUUAUGACUUUUUUUUUGGUUGUCAUUUUUGGUCCUUCUUGAAUGGCUUUUUUAGUCAUGUUAUGUCUUUUGUUGCUUUUUAUGACUUUUUUGGGUAAUUUUUUUUAGCAACUUUGUUUCUCUUUUUUUGUGAUUUUGUGUCUUAUUAUUUAUUGUAUGACUCUUUUUUGGUCAUGUUGUGACUUUUUUUGGUCUUUUUUAGUAAGUUUAAAAAAAACCUUUUUGGGUAAUUUUGUGUUUUUUUGUGUGAUUUCUCCAUCUUUCAUGAAAGAAAUUGAAUAGUCAACUCCUUGGUGUGUCUUUUAGUCCAACCGAACGCUGAACAAGACAUUUUUAAAUGUCUGUUUAAAUUUUUAAAUAAACUUCGAUGAAGUGAAAACACACAGUAACAGAGACACUGAGGUGACUAUAAAAAUGAUCAAAAAUGCUAAAAAAAAACCAAAACAAAACCAAAAACAUUAUAUUAAACAGCCGGUAAAUGCUUUAUGCUAUGUAUAACUAACUUAAGGAUAAAAAGGUGUAAUGUGAUCAUUGCAGGCUAAGCUAACGCUACUGUAUUCUGGACAGGAAGUAAAGUGAUGUCAGUGAUGUGUCAUAAAACAGAUAUUCAUCUUACUACAUUGUGCUUAUGGGCCACAUUAUUUCUACUUCUCCUUGGUUAAGCUCACUGCAGUCUGUUGAUUGUCUUGAAAAACAGUGCAUGUGUACAGAUAUAUUACCUGUAGCAAGGGUUGACUUAUAAUGCA